ACCAGGAACUCUCUAUUUGUGACAGUUUACUAAAGAACUUGAUCAGUACCAUAAUUGAAACAAGUUGUGUUGUUUUUGUUCUGAGCGAGAGUGUCGUAAAAAUGAAAGAUAUGACGAGGCUUACAGUUUUCAUUUUAGUAACUGUGACAUCAUCAGUCUUUGCUGCACCUGCAGAUAACGAUCAACUUGAUAAGAGAACUCCCAACAACGGCUUUUUCAUCAAUGCAGAAAAAGAGGUAUUCAGAUCCCAUAGAGAACUGGGAUACCAUUUCGAUAAGGCCACAGUGAAUGACGUAGCCGUAAACACAGUAUCUGAGGAGAAAAAGGUUAGUCAAACCGUACAAGGAGCAAACCCACCCGCAUCCACUGUAGAAAUAAGCGGAAUUACGACAGGGGCUAAUGCACCUCCAUCACCACCAGUAGAAAACACCCCCUUCAAACCUCAGCGGGCGGGAUCUAUGUUCGCCAGAUUCAAUUCCCAUAACUGUCCUCCAGAAUGUAGCAAGACUCAUCACGAAUCCAUUCACUCAAAAGAAACCAGAUGUAGUUGCCACUGUGUCUUAAGUUUCUUAUAUCAUUUUAUGUUCAUUUGUUGAUUUUUGUAUUCAUUAUCUUUCAUUCAUGUGAUGUUUUGUAUAUAAUUUAUUUUCCGUAAACAGAAGCAAUAUUAUGUAUUUUGAUUAAUAAAACGUUGACCCAAGAAACGAGUUGGUAUAAAA
This is a messenger RNA of Leptinotarsa decemlineata (Colorado potato beetle), 719 nucleotides long. RefSeq lists its product as uncharacterized. Lineage: Eukaryota; Metazoa; Arthropoda; Insecta; Coleoptera; Chrysomelidae. The record is from RefSeq and is a predicted model, not a curated record.